Messenger RNA from Entrophospora candida, 1305 nucleotides. The record is from the annotation of a GenBank genome assembly. Lineage: Eukaryota; Fungi; Glomeromycota; Glomeromycetes; Entrophosporales; Entrophosporaceae.
AUGAACUCAAUUAACCAAUUAACCCCAGAAGAAAGACAAGCCAAAAAAGAAGAACUGAGAAAAAAUCUAGACCUUCAAAAAGAAUUAUUAAAAGAAAUUGAGGAGGAAGAUCUACAAAAAGAAAAAGAAAAAAAGAAAACUCUAAUAGCAAAAAAAGAAACCGAAUUAAAGAACAUAAAUCAACAAAUCAUAAAUCUAAGGAUUACUAGGGAAAACCUAGCAAAAGAAAUUGAGAAUUUAAAAAUAGAAAUCGGAGAAAAAACUAUUAGUGGAAAAAUUAUUGAAGAAAUACUUAAAGAAGAAGCAAGAGCAGAAAACUCUCAGAAAAGAAAUAUCUCACCAGGGGAUAAAUGGAGUCAAGAAUGGGGAAGAAAGAAUAAUUUUGAAGAAAAUUACUAUAAAAGAAACAAGAAUGAAGAAUUCGGAGUAAAAGAACGAUUAGGAAAAAGAGAAGAAAGAGUUGGAAACUUUGGAUGCAGCAACUGUAAAGAAACAACCCACCUGUUUAAAGAUUGUCCAGAAAUAGAAUGUGGAAACUGUCAAAGAAAAGGACAUAUAAAGAAAUUCUGUCCAGGGUAUUACCCAGAAGAAAAUAAACAAGAAUACAAUAUUAAAGAAAUUUUAGUAGCAAGAAAGGAAGCUGAACAAAACCAUGAAACAGAAAAAAUAGAAAAAAUUGAAGUCGAACUACCAAAUGAAAUUAUCAAAGAAAUAUUUUUACAAACAAUAGAAUCCAUAAGGAACGAAAAAGAAACUCUAGAGAAACAUAAAAAUAAAAGAAUACUGGAUUUACGAAGAAUCUCAAAAGGAUGGACAGGAUUCUUUACAAGAGAAUCUUUUCAAGAAAUAUUCAUGACUAGAAUCUGCAAACCAAGAAAUAAAUUUAAAAAGAAACAACCAUGUACAUGUGGAAUAGACGCUUUUGGACAUUUAAAAGAAACAUGCAGGAAUUGCAUAGAAAAAAUGAAAUACAUAACCGAAAAAGAAAAAAUUUUAAAGAAAGCAUUUGGAAAAGAACUUUUCAAUAAUUGUGACUGUGAAUUUUGUAAAGAAAGAAGGGAUUUUGAAAAAAGAAAAGAAGACCCUAAAAACAAAAAAGCAGAAAUAUACGGGAAAAUAUUUAACCAAAUAGAACAAAAACAAACAGGAUACUAUCAGUGGACAAGAAAAGAUAUUAUAGGAAAUAUACAAUAUCACAAAACUACUAAUGCCCAUAAAAAGGGAUGUAGGACAUGUCAAACAUUAAAGGAAAGAUUAGAUGAAAUACGAGAAUUGGAGAACAAUAGAAAUUUCCAAGAUUAUUAA